Lycium barbarum (goji berry) is the source of this 1047-nucleotide messenger RNA. RefSeq lists its product as uncharacterized. Bases 63 to 740 code for a protein of 225 amino acids. Lineage: Eukaryota; Viridiplantae; Streptophyta; Magnoliopsida; Solanales; Solanaceae. The record is from RefSeq and is a predicted model, not a curated record. The transcript has 5 exons.
CAGUUAUUUACCCGCGUCUCAGAAAACACAACACAGUAGAGCAUCAAAGUCCAAGUGCAGGUAUGGUGAUGGUGAUGAGUAGCCCCUCAUCAUCGUUCUCUCUCCUUCCUCUUAACCCUAACCUAUCCACUAUUAGAGUCAUUAACCGCUCUCCUACACAUUAUCAAUUUAGAAGGAUCAUUUCUGGCCAUCGGAUCGUAAGACAAGUUGUUGUACGGAACACUAAUCCAACGGUGGAGGUCAAUUGUGUUACUGAUUUAGAGUUGGCGGGGGCGGCGAGUAUUGUGGUUAGGAAAUUCUAUGCUGGAAUAAAUAGCCGUGAUUUGGAUUCCGUUGAAGAGCUUAUUGCUGAGAAUUGUGUGUAUGAAGACCUUGUAUUUCCUCAACCCUUUGUUGGCCGUAAGGCAAUUCUAGAUUUUUUCAAGAAGUUUACUGAUUCAGUUGGAUCUGAUCUGCAAUUUGUUGUUGACGAUAUAUCCGAGGAGGAUUCAUCAUCUGUUGGAGUCACAUGGCACUUGGAAUGGAGGGGAAGACCUUUUCCUUUUAGCAAAGGAUGCAGCUUUUAUCGAUUGGAAGUAGUGAAUGGCCAGAGGAAAAUAUUAUAUGGAAGAGACAGCGUGGAACCUGCAGUCAAGCCUGGGGAAGCGGCAUUGGUACACCCAGAUGAGCGGAAGACUUGGCUAGGAGGUUUCAGCGGGAUUGGCGAGCUCUACUUCCCAUCGGAGUGUCGUCGAGUCUGAGUAUGCAUAAGUUGUGCUUUCUGAUUUGUGUUAGAGACUUUGCAGACAGAGUCGUGGGUACGAAGAGUCAGUUCGUAAGCAGCUCAUAUGUCCACAGAUUCUGUUUGGUUUGGUCCGAGAUUUGUGUCUUAGGCGGCCCUGUUUGCUAUGGUGGCCUAAUGUGGCCUAUAUGUUCGUAAAUGUACGUAUGUUCAGGCGAUGUACAUUCCGCCUGCUUACAGGAUUUGAUAUGAUAUGUUUGAUACACGUGGCCUCUUAGGACGAUGUCUGUCCUCUGUUUCUGUUGAAAGUCCUAUUAUAUGCUUCA